AUGGGUGCGUUGUACUUCCCUGAUGAGGCUCAGGGAAUAGCAGAAGCUGUUUCGUUCCCCUACCACAGAAGAAUGAUCUCUUCUCAUACUCCUACACGAAUAGUCUCGCCCGAGAAUCCCCAGCGGAUUACAUUAAUAAAGCGCCCCGAAAUCCCGCGUCUCCCGCAUCCGACGUCCACGUCCGUCGACGGUGGACCCCCAAUUGUUUCUUCAAUCGGUGCGGAGCUGGCGCGCUCCCAGCUACGUGGACCGCUUACCGAUCGGGCGAGGGCCGGCGUCCCGAUUUGGACGGCAACCAAAUUCGAAAAUGGAAGCCUGUCUCCAGCU
This is a messenger RNA of Iphiclides podalirius (scarce swallowtail), 327 nucleotides long. The record is from the annotation of a GenBank genome assembly. NCBI's taxonomy places the organism in Eukaryota, Metazoa, Arthropoda, Insecta, Lepidoptera, Papilionidae.